AUGCCCUCGCAGAGAGUUAAAUACGCUCUUGCUCAUUUAUCGCGUGAGGAACAUACCACGCAAUUAGCCCGUCCAAAUUGGAGAAGGCUUCGCAAAAUCGAUACAAAUGUCCUGGCGAGCCCUUUUACAGUUCGGCGCGCAGCUCUAAGGAGCCGCGCCUCCAAGCGCAUCCGGAUUAUGGCGCAACCGAAAUUCGUAACUAAGAAAUAUGAUCCCGCCGUGGCGCCGCUCCCUUACCCGCGUAUUCAUCCCAAGACACUUGUGGCGAAAAGCAGCAGACGUAUCGUCGAUCUGGCGUUACCCAAAAGAAGAGUUCUACUGGAGACGAUGAAAUUGGCAGCUACCAAAAACAUGAAGGCAACCGUGAGCGAUCUGCUGGUGAAGGUUCGAAAGUCGCGGUACCAGCGGUAUCGCGUAUUCUGCAACGCGCGUCAAGAACGAGAAGCAAGGAAAAAGAGGAGACGAAUGGCCAAACUGCGCAAGGCUCUCACAAAACCGGAAGACUGGCAAAGGCACAUGCGGGUUCUAGAAAGACUGGCCGCGCCUAAAGUCGCCGUAAGGCCCAAAAAGAAGAAGCCCAAAAAGAAAAAGAGAAGACCGAUCGACAUGGAGCGUACGUACUUUUUGGCCCUACCGAUUGCUCGAAUACCGCCGAAAAUGAAGGAUCCGUCGAAGGUGUCAGCGCGCGCGCUCACUUAUCGGAUCACCAAGCGAGUAGAGAGACUCGCGGUCGAAAAAAAACGACCGGAGAUCCAAUUGCGAAUACCAGGCGCCGUUGCAUCGGCCGCGAUGAAAGCCAUCGCUUCCGAGAGAAUAAUCGCUUUGGCGAAACCCGUUCAGCGUCCUGCGGGCGUGCAGACGGACUUACGCGAGGAUGCCUUCGUUGUCUCACCGGCGGCGUUAACGGCGAGGUGUUCCAGACGCCUCAAGAAUCUUUCCAAACCUAAGAAGUACCCUAAACCCAUCUUCAAGAGAUUGAAAACCGCGCUUAAACGAUGA
Formica exsecta is the source of this 999-nucleotide messenger RNA. RefSeq lists its product as uncharacterized. The transcript is spliced from 7 exons. The record is from RefSeq and is a predicted model, not a curated record. NCBI's taxonomy places the organism in Eukaryota, Metazoa, Arthropoda, Insecta, Hymenoptera, Formicidae. The coding region runs from base 1 to 999 and encodes 332 amino acids.